This is a messenger RNA of Oldenlandia corymbosa var. corymbosa, 3839 nucleotides long. The record is from the annotation of a GenBank genome assembly. NCBI's taxonomy places the organism in Eukaryota, Viridiplantae, Streptophyta, Magnoliopsida, Gentianales, Rubiaceae.
UGUAAAUAUAAUCCUACUUCAACUUGUAAGUAUAUAAAAAGAUCUGAUCUUGCUUCCUCUGUGCAAAAUCCAGAAAUACCCAGUAUUUAUAUGUAUUUAUAUUAUUAUAUUGUGUGCUUCAUGCUCGGUUUCAUGGUACACGUUUCAACCCCCACUCUCCCCAUCUUAUGGUCCAAGUGGACUCAAAAUCAGCCAAUUAACGAAACUGACACCUUUGAUAAUACACCAACCCUCUAACAAAAAACCAUCCUCAAAUUCUCUACUAAUUUAAAUUCAAAGUGUAAAAAAAACCCCAAUAAUAAACGUUGAAAAUCCCAUUAUAGUAAUGUAAUGAAACGUAAAAACCAUAGCCGUGAAGAAAGAAAGAGACAAACCAAACUCUUCAGUCUGAAACUCAUAUUAAAAGGGGUUUGAUUAGCGUUUAAUCUGUUUCUAUAAUAAAAGAGGGGGAAAAAGAAAAAACUGCUAUCACUGUCAUAUCCCAAAUAUUCUAAUUUCUUGAUGCUUUGAUUCUGUAUUUUUUUAAAGAGCAAAAAACUUUUGUGGCUUUUCGUGCUUUUUACUUGCUUUCUUGCAAGGGUUGUUCACCUGCUCUGUAUUCCUGCGUGGGGAUAUAUACUCCAAAUAAGCUAAAUAGAAUAUUGUUUUUUGGGGGGUUUUACCUACAAGUUUGUGUAAUAUCGUGUUUGGUGUCAGUACGUGGUCUUCUUUUUUUUCCUGAAAGUUCUUUACUGGGGGUGGGUUGGCGACUUGGUUUUUUCACUUUGGAAGAGUUCCAAAUAAGUUGCAUUGGAAAAAAUGGUUUAUUUGGGACUUUGAAACGAUUUAUCAUGGAUCUGGAGACAGGGAGUUAUAAAAAUCCUCUUAAAGUGAGUUGUGUUUCUUUUUCGUUGAUAAAGUUGUGAUUUUUAUUCUUUUUGUUGGUUUUAAGAUUAGCCCAUUUGGAUUUUCUAAUUGGAUUUUUUUUGCUGUGUUACUACUGUUUUGGGAUUGCAGAGAGAAUCAUGGCGAACAGUUCUAUCAUUAGCCUAUCAAAGCUUGGGCGUUGUUUAUGGUGAUUUAAGUACAUCCCCAUUGUAUGUUUACAAGAGUACUUUUGCUGAAGACAUUCAUCACUCAGAGACUAAUGAAGAAAUCUUUGGGGUUUUAUCCUUCGUGUUUUGGACGCUGACUUUAGUUCCUCUUCUCAAGUAUGUUUUUAUUGUACUGAGAGCUGAUGAUAAUGGUGAAGGAGGCACAUUCGCUCUGUAUUCACUCUUGUGCAGGCAUGCCAGAGUAAAUGCACUGCCCAAUUGCCAGUUGGCUGAUGAAGAAUUGUCAGCCUACAAGAAGGAUAUAGUUAAUCCUGAACCAACCACUUUUGGGGCAAGGCUUAAAUCCACCCUUGAGAAGCACCGAGUGCUACAGAGAUUUUUGCUUCUGUUGGCUCUGAUUGGUGCUUGUAUGGUGAUCGGGGAUGGUAUUCUUACUCCUGCUAUUUCAGUGUUUUCUGCAGUUUCUGGCGUUGAAUUGGCCAUGUCCAAAGAGCAUCACCAAUAUAUAGAAGUUCCAGCCACUUGUAUCAUACUGAUAGCCUUGUUUGCCCUUCAACAUUAUGGUACCCACAGAGUCGGGUUCUUGUUUGCACCUGUGGUGAUAACAUGGCUUCUAUGCAUCAGUUCCAUUGGGCUGUACAAUAUUGUCUAUUGGAAUCCACAUGUCUAUCAAGCUUUGUCCCCAUAUUACAUGUACAAAUUCCUGAAGAAAACUCAAAGAGAAGGUUGGAUGUCCUUGGGUGGGAUUCUUUUGUGUAUAACAGGUUCUGAAGCUAUGUUUGCUGACCUGGGGCAUUUCUCCCAGUUUUCUAUACAGAUUGCAUUUACAACCAUGGUUUAUCCAUCAUUAAUCCUUGCUUACAUGGGACAAGCCGCAUAUCUAUCCAAACAUCAUGUCAUCCAAAGUGACUACCAUAUCGGAUUCUAUGUCUCCGUACCUGAGAAGUUAAGAUGGCCUGUUUUAGCAAUCGCCAUCCUUGCUGCAGUGGUUGGAAGCCAAGCCAUCAUUACUGGAACAUUUUCAAUCAUAAAACAAUGCUCAGCUCUGGGUUGCUUUCCCAGAGUGAAGAUAGUGCACACGUCUUCAAAGAUACAUGGACAGAUUUACAUCCCAGAGAUCAACUGGACCUUGAUGUUGCUAUGCUUGGCUGUUACAAUUGGGUUCAGAGACACGAAGCGGAUGGGGAAUGCUUCAGGUUUGGCUGUAAUAACUGUGAUGCUUGUGACAACCUGCUUGAUGUCUCUUAUUAUCGUGCUAUGCUGGCACCGGAGCGUCUUCCUGGCAAUUGCGUUCGUGGUGUUCUUUGGCACAAUUGAAGCCCUUUAUUUCUCUGCUUCACUGAUCAAGUUCUUAGAAGGAGCUUGGGUACCAAUCGCACUUUCAUUCCUCUUCAUGAUAGUCAUGUGCGUUUGGCACUACGGCACACUGAAGAAGUAUGAGUUUGAUGUCCAAAACAAGGUUUCGGUUGACUGGCUUCUCAGCCUCGGGCCCAGCCUAGGCAUUGUCCGAGUCCGCGGCAUAGGCCUAAUACACACUGAGCUGGUCUCCGGGAUCCCUGCAAUUUUCUCGCAUUUUGUCACCAAUCUUCCAGCGUUUCACCAAGUCCUGGUUUUCCUAUGCGUAAAAUCAGUGCCAGUUCCUCAUGUCAAGCACGAAGAAAGGUUUCUCGUAGGUCACAUUGGGCCGAGGGAGUAUCGAAUGUAUCGAUGCAUCGUCCGUUAUGGGUAUCGCGAUGCUCAUAAAGAUGACAUGGUGUUUGAGAAUGACUUGGUCUGCAGCAUAGCCGAGUUCAUCCGAACAGGAAAAUCGAGCAUAAACGGCGUUACCCUGGAUGAUCUGGAUGCUGCAGCUGCCGGAAACGAGAAGGAUAUUUACGAAGAUAUGACGGUGGUUGGAACACCUUCAACUCAUUUGGACGGUAUUCAGUUGCGGGUGGAUGAAGCUGAUCAGGCCGGCCCCUCUGAGCUACGAGAAAUCCGGUCACCACCCGUUUCAAAAUCGAGGAAAAGAGUGAGGUUUGUGAUACCAGAGAGUCCGAAAAUCGACAGCAUUGCAAGGGAGGAAUUAAGGGAUCUAAUGGAAGCAAGGGAAGCUGGGAUAGCUUACAUAUUGGGGCAUUCAUACGUGAAGGCUAAACAAGGGUCUAGCUUAGUGAAGAAACUAGCCAUAAAUUAUGGGUAUGAUUUCCUGAGGAGAAACUGUAGAUCGCCGACUUAUGCGUUUAGUGUACCUCAUGCAUCGACAUUAGAAGUGGGAAUGGUAUACUACAUCUGAAUAAUUACCCGAUGAAGAUUGAUCAAAAUUUCAAAUCAUGGAUUUAGUAGUGUCUUGUAAAUGUGUUUGUAGCCUUAUAGAAAAAGAAUUGUAGUAUCAAAAAAAGUAACCAAAGUGUUUUCUUUAACACAGGAUGAUUAACUUGCUAACAGUAACUCAGUUAUGAUCGAUACACUUUUGUCUGAGUUUUUAUCGUUCUUUUCCUCCUGGGCACAUUUUCCAGGUGGCUCUUGAUCGGCGGCAGAUUCCAGGCUAUCAGCAAAAAUCCGGCCGGUCCGGCGGCUGAUUGUGACUGAAUGAAUGAACUCGAGCGCAAAUGAAAUGAUGUUUCCAAUGUUGAGAGAUUAUCUGGGCUGAGAUUAUUAAGGGGCUAGGCCGUUGUUCGGAUAACGACUCAUUUUACAUUUUAACUCAUUUUACUUCUUAAAUACAGAACCCAAUAGAAAAGAAAAUAUCAUCCAAACAACUUUAUGAUUUAUAUUUUAAAUUCUAACUUGAAACACUUUUUGUUAGUGUAAUGACCAUUUUAG